CGAUUUGGCUGGCCUCCACAUGUUAAUUCAAAUGUUUUAAAACAGUUUUACCAGCGACGCAAAUCCCUAUCCAUCGUUAAUGGAUGCAUAAUGUUUGCUGAUCGUGUUGUCGUUCCAGCUAAUCUUCGUGACCAUGUGCUUCGGCAGCUUCAUAUAUCACAUCCUGGUGUUGGGAGAAUGAAGGCGAUCGCUCGCAGUUAUGUUUACUGGCCCAACAUCGAUGACCAUAUCGAAGACCUCGUUCGCAAGUGUAGUAAAUGUGCUCAAGCAUCAAAGUGUCCACGCAAGACAGAACUAUGUUCCUGGCCACGACCGGACAAACCAUGGUCCCGUGUUCAUGUUGACUUCGCUGGACCGUUCAAUAGUAUGCAUUUCUUAAUAUGUGUCGACGCGUUUUCCAAAUGGCCAGAGAUAUUUCCUAUGCAUUCUGCCACAUCAAUUGCAACAGUGUCCCUCCUACGUCAACUAUUACUGAACGUUUCGUCGACACCUUUAAGCGUGCUUAUGCAAAAGCGAAGGGGGAGGGAACAACAGAAAAAAAUUUGGAUAAAUUCUUGCUGCAUUAUCGUACGAAUGAAAAAGGACAGUUAUGUGGCAGACACACAGAUCACGCUCUAUCCAGUACCACGCAAAGGUCAACUCGACAAAGAAGAGCUCCGAAACCUUUGCAAAUAGAUCCAAAAAGCAAGUCCUACACUCUUUACGGGGGGAGGUGAUAGGAUCCCACAUAUUUUGGUAUUGACUGUUUAAACUUGCAUUUAUGGUAUGUUAUCAUUCUCACGCAUUUUGGUAGUGACUGCUAAUUUUGUAUAUAUGGUAUAUCAUUCCCACACAUUUUGUUACUGACUGUCAAUGUCGCACAUAUGGCAUAUUAUGAUUUCUCACACACUUUGUUAUUGGCUAUUAAGGUCAAUUAUUUCAAAUGCUGUUAGCUGUCCAUAUUGUUGUAAAAUGUAUAAAUACCAUGGCUUUCUUUAUCGUUGUUGCAC
This is a messenger RNA of Trichobilharzia regenti, 989 nucleotides long. NCBI's taxonomy places the organism in Eukaryota, Metazoa, Platyhelminthes, Trematoda, Strigeidida, Schistosomatidae. The record is from the annotation of a GenBank genome assembly.